Molecule: messenger RNA, 1389 nt
Organism: Diabrotica balteata
Lineage: Eukaryota; Metazoa; Arthropoda; Insecta; Coleoptera; Chrysomelidae
Source: the annotation of a GenBank genome assembly
AUGGCCAGUAGUGCUUCAGCGGUGUUGGAUGUAGUAGUAGAAAAUAAAGAAAUAUCCACGGGAGCGGCAAAAGAUAAAGACGUCGAUCCCAGUAGUGUUUGUAGUGGAGAUUCCACCUUUGAUAAUUCGCUCGUACAAUCUCCAAGCAUAGAAAGCUUUUCAACAAUACAUGAUAUUGAAAAUUUGGCCGAACUUAAUAUGGACGAGAAUUCGGAUUUAUGUGUAAAAAUUGACAAUCCUCAGAAGCAUUUAGAAACGUUAGAAACAUAUAUAACAUUUAGAAUAACAACGAAGGUAGCUAGAAUAGAAUUUUCUGAUAAUGAAUAUGUAGCACAUAGAAGAUACAAUGAUUUUUUGUGGCUGCGUCAAAAACUAGUAGAAUGCCAUCCAUUUUGCAUUGUACCACCAUUGCCUGGUAAGCACUCGUUAAUAGGUCAGUUAGAUAGAUAUUCCAAAGACUUUAUACUUUUAAGAAUGAAAGCUUUAAAUGUUUUUAUAACGAGAGUUACAAAGCAUCCCAUUUUAAGCUGCAAUGAACACUUUAAAGUAUUUUUAACGGCAAAAUCUGCAGACUUCACAUUACACAGAAGACAAAGGCAUCCCGUCCAACAGAAAAUAAGGACAUUCAACCAUGGUAACUCAUCCCAUAGUGUCUUAAAGAAUAAACAUAUGGAAUUUGAUAAAACCAAAGCAUACUUAACAACUCUAUCAGAAAAACUUUCUUCAAUAGAAAAGAUAUCUAGUCGUAUUAAUAAAGAAAGGUGUGAGUAUGUUUCAGAACUGAAUAGCUACCACCCUAUAUUCACCACUUGGGCUACCUCAGAACCUGAACUGUCAGAAAUGUUACAAAAUAUUGGUAGUGCAAUGGAGAGGAGUUCUGCAGCACAAAAUGCUCUAGUACAAAGUUAUAGUAAUACUGUAGGUAAUCCUAUUAAGGACUUUUUGUCAUACAUUGAUAUAGCUCAAGAGACUUUGAGGAAAAGGGAAUCCUACCAGUAUGCCUAUGAGGUUUCUGUUGAGGAUUUAAAUAAAAGACAUAGUGAGAAGGAUAAACUGGUGGCCAUUUCCCAAAAUCCGUCCCAAGCAGCAGCCGGUUUCUCUCUCUGGAAGCAGUCAAGUUGUGAUGAUAAACUAGAAAAAUUAGGCUCAUACAUUCCUCAGCUGAUUAAGAAAGUCGAAUCGAAUCAGGAUAAUCUCGAAUGCGCCAACGAAUCCUUGCGAAGCGAUCUUCAGCGAUGGCAUUCGGAAAAGCAACAGUGCUUGAAGAAGAUAUUACUAGACUUCGUUAAUAAACAAAUCAAUUAUUACCAAGCCACCGUGAACUCUUGGGAGUACGUUACUAGUGAGAUUAACAAGCAGAAUCAAUCUUUGCGAAACAACUCGAAAUAA